AGCUGCUUCCCACAGUGAGAGUGUGGCAGUGCCUGCCUGCCCUGCUGCCAGAUCCAGGAGCCCUGUACAGACAGAAGAACACCUGUGUGCUCUGCUCCCCGAGGACACCUGGAGCCAGCAGCUGAGUUCCUGCCCCAGCUGCAAGGAGAGAGAUUCUUCUGCUUGGCUUAUGUUUGUGGCCUGGAUGGAGCCCUCCUCCACUGCCCUGGGCAAGACAAAGGAACUCAUCAGGCACGGCCGGGAGAGGAUAGAACAAACCAUCAAGGCCUCUGGCUCCAGGCUCUGCUCCUAUGCUGAGCGAGUUGUUUUUUUAAUGGAUCGUUCCCGGAGCCCAGACAAAAGCACCCAGCCCUCAACACCAACUGACAACAUCAACCUCGGACCUUCUGCUAACCCCAAUGCCAAGCCAACAGACUUUGACUUCCUGAAGGUUAUUGGCAAAGGAAGCUUUGGAAAAGUUCUCCUGGCCAAACGCAAGUGUGAUGGGACUUUUUAUGCAGUGAAAGUCUUGCAUAAGAAAACCAUCCUCAAGAAAAAAGAGCAAAAUCACAUCAUGGCAGAACGCAACGUGCUCCUGAAAAAUGUCAAGCACCCCUUCCUUGUGGGACUCCACUACUCCUUCCAGACCUCAGAGAAGCUUUACUUUGUGCUUGACUAUGUAAAUGGAGGAGAGCUCUUCUUCCACUUGCAAAGGGAGCGCUGUUUCCGUGAGCCCAGGGCUCGGUUCUACGCUGCAGAGGUGGCCAGUGCCAUUGGGUACCUGCACUCCCUAAACAUCAUCUACAGGGACUUAAAGCCUGAGAACAUCCUCCUGGAUUGCCAGGGACACAUAGUAUUGACAGACUUUGGACUCUGCAAAGAAGGAAUGGAGCAAGAGGAGACAACUUCUACCUUUUGUGGCACUCCUGAGUACCUGGCUCCUGAGGUGCUAAAGAAGCAGCCCUAUGACAGGACAGUAGAUUGGUGGUGCCUAGGAGCUGUCCUCUAUGAAAUGCUCUUUGGACUGCCUCCUUUUUACAGCCGGGAUGUGUCUCAGAUGUAUGACAACAUUCUGCACAAGCCACUACAGAUCCAAGGAACCAAGACUGUGGCAGCUUGUGACAUCAUCCAGGGACUUCUCCACAAGGACCAGAAGAGGAGGCUGGGAGCCAAAACAGACUUUCUUGAGAUAAAGAACCACGUAUUCUUCAGCCCAAUAAACUGGGAUGAUUUAUAUCACAAGAGGAUUACUCCCCCAUUCAACCCCAACGUGGCUGGCCCAGCUGAUCUGCGGCACUUUGACCCCGAGUUCACCCAGGAAGCCAUCUCUGCCUCCAUCACCCGCACACCUGAGCUAGCAGCCAGCAGCUCCAGUGCCUCAGAUGCAUUCUUAGGGUUUUCAUAUGCACCAACUGAGGAGGACAUUUAACUUUUACAAAGGCUUUGUGAAGCCAUAUUUUAAAUGAAUGGAUUUUAUGUUCGUUUUCUUCUUUUCUUUUUCCCCUUAUGAGAGGAUUUGUACUGUCCUUUGCUCAUGGUUUGAGGAAAUUGGCACUAAUACACUAACUGGCUGGGAUGGAACAGAGCUCUUAAUUUUUGCUGUUUGGUGGAUUUUCUCCCUAAAUGAAUAUUUCCCUGACAGGGAAAGUAGAGCACUGACUAUGCUUUUCCCUGGGUGUCUUGUGCUACUUGGCAGAAUUGUAUUCACUCUGGUUGUAUUCAUGGUUGAGGUAUGUGCCAUCAUUUAUAUUAACAGCCAUGUCCCUGUAACUGGACACAGUUUUGGUUUUUUUUGGUUUUUUUUUUUUUUUUUUUUUUUUUUUUUGUUUUUUUUUGGUUUUUUUUUUUUUUUCGUUUUUGUGGAGGUAUGCUCAGCUAUGUCCAAUGUCUUUCCCCAAGUCCUCAACAGAAAAGAAAACUCUUCACAUCACUGUGAACAGUGGCUUCCUUCCUCUUAGUGAGCUCUGUCACUCAAGCUGCUCAUCCUGGGCUGAGUGAAAAACUGUUCAUCAGUUAUUGCUCCAAAGGCAGCUGCAGGUCUGUAAAUCCUGAACUGCACUGUGCCUUUUCAUGCCAGUCUGAUCCUCCUCAAUGUGAGUGGAUCAGUGGUCCAGGACUGGCAUGCUACUUAAGCAACAAUGAGGCUGUGAUGGAGGAGCCCGUGUGUAGCAGGAAAAUCCCAGAUCUCAGGGGGGUGGGGAAAGAGGGAUGCUUGGAAAAAUAAAAAUAACUUUACAGAACUCUGGGUGGGGGUGCUUUCACAGCAUGUGCUUGACUUGCACUAGGCACACCAACACUACUGAGCUGAGCACAGGGCAGUGAACAGCGAGUGGCGGCCAAGUUCCAGGCUCCAGCACUCCCUGAAAAUGCCCAUCACUGAUGUGGAACAGUUAUUUAUUCUGCCUUAAUUUAAAUGCUGGUGUAUUAAUUGAAUGUCCCUUCCCACUUUCUUUUUUUUUUUUUUUUUUUUUUAAGCUGUUCUGUUGCUGUGGGGAGGAGAGGGGGAUAAGCAAGGGGCUUUCUAAAGUUGUCAUGCUCAUGCUGUGGGGAACCUUGUGCUGGUGCAACUGUAUUUUUUUUGUUUUUUUGUUUUUUUCUUUUUGUGAAUGCUGAAGUCAUUGGAAACAUGACAUGGUUUAUAAUAAAGUU
Messenger RNA from Oenanthe melanoleuca, 2628 nucleotides. It is a transcript of the gene SGK2, whose product is annotated as serum/glucocorticoid regulated kinase 2. The record is from RefSeq and is a predicted model, not a curated record. Gene Ontology annotation, molecular function: ATP binding; protein serine/threonine kinase activity. The transcript has 15 exons. Gene Ontology annotation, biological process: protein phosphorylation. Lineage: Eukaryota; Metazoa; Chordata; Aves; Passeriformes; Muscicapidae. The coding region runs from base 170 to 1408 and encodes 412 amino acids.